AGAGGGGUGGAAUUGGUAGUCUAGUGUGCCGGUGUGGCAGACAUCCUCCACCGGGGUCGUGUCAGGAUCCAGCGGCGGUGGCGACUGCUGCUGCGGAGGAGGAGGAGGAGGAGAGGAGGAGGAGAAAGGAAGAAGGAAAGAGGAAGCAGGAGGGAGGGCCAGUCUGCGCCUCUUCACCGUGAUGAAGAUGAUGAUGAAGAAUCCGGCUGAUACGGGACCAUUUAAAGUUUGCAAGAAAGUAGGGGAUGAUACCACAAUGGCUGCACUUCCGGUGUCCUUUCGAGAUCACCGCAAAUGACUUCCUCUCGCCGCAAAACACACCAAAAUACAACAGGGUGGUCAGAGCCUUUGGUGGUGUGCGUUGGCGCACCAUGGCCCAGACCCUCCAGAUGGCGAUCCCGAACUUUGGAAAUAACGUUUUAGAAUGUUUGAAUGAGCAGCGGCUGCAGGGGCUCUACUGUGACGUCUCGGUGGUGGUCAAGGGACAUGCCUUCAAGGCCCAUCGUGCUGUGUUGGCUGCUAGCAGUUCUUACUUCCGGGACCUUUUCAGCAACAGCGGCGGUAGCGGAGGCUGUAGCGGCAGCGAGGCCAGUCCAACGGUGGUGGAGCUUCCGCCGGCCGUGCAGCCUCAGAGCUUCCAGCAGAUUUUGGCUUUCUGCUACACGGGUCGUCUAAGCAUGACGGUUGGGGACCAGUUCCUCCUCAUGUAUACUGCCGGAUUCCUGCAGAUCCAACAGAUCAUGGAAAAAGGCACUGAAUUCUUCCUUAAGGUCUCUUCCCCCAGCUGUGACUCACAAGGUCUUAAUGUAGAGGAGGCUCCACCGUCUGAGCCUCAGAGCCCCGUAACACAGACCGCUACCAACGCAGCCCGGCCCGCUGCAAGCUUGACGCCCCUCCCGUUGGUGUACCGAGUGAAAACAGAGCAGCCAGCCAGCCAACCGGAAGCCACCGCCGCUCAUUCGGUGGUUUGCACUCCCGUCGCCAAGCGGCUGUGGGAGGGCGGCAGCAGCCGUGAUGGAGGCGGAGUAGGCUCGGGCGCGGCGGGAGGCGGAGCCAGAAAGGCGGCACGUUACUCCCAGGAAGCAAUACGGGGCAGCGCCAUCCAGAGCCCGGGAGCCCUCGGAUUAGCCAUGGGUAUGGGCGCCACAGCAACGAGUCUUGCCGGAAUAGCGGCAAGCAGCGGCGCUGCCGGCACCAACGGGAGCUCUGCGUCCGGCGUCGGCAUGUCGGAGGGUGCCAGCCCCGGCACCUUGAGCACCUACGCUAGUGACUCCCCCAUCAGCUACCAUGACGAGGAGGAAGAAGAAGAGGGCGCGGAGGAGUGUGCGGAAGAGCAGUACAGACAAAUCUGCAACAUGUACACCAUGUACAGCAUGCUCAAUAUGGGCGCUGCAGCUGCUGGUGAGCGGGUGGAAGCCCUCCCCGACCACACAGAGACACGGGGGCGCAUGCGGGGCAGAGACCUCACGUGUCUCCCUGCAGAACUUAUUGCCCAGAUAGGAAACCGCUGUCAUCCAAAAUUAUACGAGGAAGGGGAUCCUGCUGAGAAACUAGAGCUGGUCUCAGGUACGUCGGUGUUUAUUUCUCGAGCCCAGCUGAUGAACUGUCACGUGAGUGCAGGGACCAGACACAAGGUGCUGCUGAGGAGGCUGCUGGCCGCCUUCUUUGACAGGAAUACGUUAGCUAACAGCUGUGGGACGGGCAUCCGCUCAUCCACCAAUGACCCAAGUCGCAAGCCGUUGGACAACAGAGUGCUGCAUGCUGUCAAAUUUUAUUGCCAGAACUUUGCCACCAGCUUCAAAGAAAGCGAGAUGAACGCCAUCGCCGCCGACAUGUGCACCAACGCCCGCCGCGUGGUCCGCAAGAGCUGGAUCCCCAAGCUCAAACUCCUGAUCGCCGAGAGCGACGCCUACUCCGCCUUCCUCUCUGACGGCGUCAAAGCCGAAGACGACACCUUGGGCGCCGACGCCACGUUCGACCCUGCCUCUCUGGAUGCCUCCGGCGGCGCGGGCGUGGAGUCGGGCGGCUCUUCAGGUGAAUCUCUUCCGGGCGUGAGCGGGGACGUCGGGGCGUUGUUUUGAGCCUCGCGAUGAUGGCGGGACGUUUUAGCGCGACACGGGCACGGCAGUAUUCCCCCCCCCCCCCCUGUUGUGCUUGGCUCACUCUCACAUCUCGACUGUCUAUACUACACUGCUACGCCUGUAACCCGGACACAUGCUUUUUUUUAUGUAUAACGAAGCGUGGGGGCGGAGCUUGAGGCGUCAUCCCGCCUCUCCUCGUCCUUGAAGGUGUGUAAGCACAUUCAUUGUUGCGUAUGACUUACAUUCCCGGUUGGUAGCGCGUGGUGGCGGAGUGGGAGGCGGGGAGUACGCGGUGGUGAAUGUAUUGAAUGUAAGGGUUGCUGACAUUUUUUUUAGUACAGAGUGAACACUCUUCUCGCAUCUUCCACGUUUCCUUCACCCAGCCUCGAGUCGUGUCUUAUAUAUAUAAAUAUAAAUAUAUCCCCUUUUAUUGUUUCCUAUAUUUUUAGCAAGCUGAAAGGUGAUCAGAGAGGCAGAAAGGGGCGGAGCUUUUUACCGAGACCAUUUCCAUGGAAUUUUAAAGGGCAACAGGUAAAUCAAAGAUGGGGAUAUUUUUAGAAGAGAAGCUAUAUUUGUACGAGCAAGGCCAGGCUUUUUUCCGUGUUUAAACGGAGAGCGAGUCUUGGUCCAAUGAGGAGAAGUGCUGUCUUUUUAAUAGUAAAAAGUCAUCUUAGUACUGGGCCCUUAAUAAUAAUAAUAAUAAUAAUAAUAAUAAUAAUAAUAAUAAUAUCAAUAACGACUGACUGUGCAGAUUAAUGAAGCGAGCAGUUGAACUGCUAGUUUUGAAGCGUUUCACGAUUCGGCCGGCGUGUCUGUUGACUAUGAUGACAAUGAUGUGUGCGGAGGUUGCAGCCCGAAAACACGGAGUCAUGUUGUAGCGUGGGGGGGGGGGGUGUCCAAAGUAAUUCAAGAAGAAAACAAAAACUACAAAAAUGGAAAAAUCUGAAGUAAUUUUACUUUACUUUGGUUUUAAUUUAAUAUAAUUUUCUGAGAAUAACAUAGUAGUCAUAAUGUGAAGGAAAAAUUCCGGCAUUUUAGUAGCAUCAAUUUUAAAUAUUCAAUAAUUUUUUUAACGCUGUAAUAUGUGGAAAAAACAACAACAGUUAUAUUUUUUUCAAUUAUUAUGUUGCAGGAAAAGUUUAAAGUCCAAAUAUUAUGGGGAAAAAAUCAUAAUUACAAAAAGAAAAGGUUAAAGUCCAAAUAUUAUGGGGAAAAAAAUCAUAAUUACUAAAAGAAAAGUUUAAAGUCCAAAUAUUAUGGGGGAAAAAAAUCAUAAUUACAAAAAGAAAAGUUUAAAGUCCAAAUAUUAUGGGGAUAAAAAAUCAUAAUUACUAAAAGAAAAGUUUAAAGUCCAAAUAUUAUGGGGAUAAAAUAAUAAUUACAAAAAGAAAAGGUUAAAGUCCAAAUAUUAUGGGGACAAAAUCAUAAUUAUAAAAAGAAAAGUUUAAAGUCCAAAUAUUAUGGGGAUAAAAUCAUAAUUACAAAAAGAGUUUAAAAUCAUUAUAAUAAAUUCUAUAUAAUUAUUUUAUUAUGAUUCUAAAUUUUAAAAACGCAGAAAUAAGAAGAAAAAAAUUGCUAGAAUUUUAUGACAAAGUUAAAAUAUUAAGAGAAAAACUGACAUAACUAAAAAAAAAAAAAGCCUGUAAUAGGAGGAAAAGUUUAAAGUCCAAAUAUUAUGGGGAUAAAAUCAUAAUUACAAAAAGAAAAGUUUAAAGUCCAAAUAUUAUGGGGAUAAAAUCAUAAUUACAAAAACAAAAGGCUUUAAUCAUUUAGCUAAAUUCUAUAUAAUUAUUUUGUUAUUAUUUUAAAUAAAAAAAUUGUAAAACCGCAGAAAUAAGAAGAAAAAAUUUGCUGGAAUUUUAUGACAAGGUUAAAAUAUUACACGAAAAACUGACAUAACUAAAAAAAAAAAAAAAAGCUUGUAAUUGGAGGAAAAAAACUUCAAAUACAAGAUAAAUUUAAGACAAGAAAGUCCUAAUGAGAAACAAAAUAAAGUAGUAUGAUGGCUAAUUAUGUCAGGGGAAAAAAUUAUAAUAUUAUAGGAAUAAAAAUUCAUAAGAAAAUUCACUCAAACUUAUAUUAAAAUAUUGAAAAAUAAAGCACAGCAAAAAUGGGAAAAAAAUAGCAAACACCAAAGUUGAUAUUAAUCUACUUGUAUCACAAAGAUGGGAUGCAGGAUUUUUUUUUUUUGCCCCCCACCCCUUCAUGGGAAAGUUUUGGACACCCCUUGGGUGUAACUUCUAAAGUAGUCAUCAUAUUUAUGGAAUAUUGGAAUGUGCCUUUUUGAAUUGAAAUCAAUACGCGGAAGCGUGGUCGGCAAAUGGGAAGCAAUAUUGCUGUUUGUUCUUGGUACUACCUGUCAAUGUGUGUGUGUGUGUGUGUGUGUGACGGAGAAUCAACGUUGUGCCCGUGUUUAUUUUGGACUUCCUUUCCCCGUGAGGCCGGGUGGAUCUUUUAGACGCACCUUAGGGAGAAGCAGCAGUGGUUUGAGCACCUUAACUGAAGUGUAGCAAUUUUCUACCCCUUCCUUUUUACAUCAUUUUCAAAUGCUUCUAUUCCAAAACGUCACUUCCUGUUACCAUAUUAAUGACUUUGUUACUGACGUUGUGUGUGUGUGUGUGUGUGUGUGUGUGUGUGUGUGUGUGUCAUAGCUGAUUGAAGCAUGCAUGCGUUUAAGAUAAAAAGGUGAAAAAAACGGUCUAUUUUUCUUAAGACGGGUUGCAGUGUCACGACGCUGCUUCUUUUUCCAUUCCUCGUCCGCUCGACAAAACCUCACUUUUAACGAUGCACAGCACGCAAUUCUUCUUUUUUUUUUUUUUUUUUUUUCAAAAGCGCAAGAAUGUGUGUGUGUGCGUCCAGAUGAAAGCGAAUCCAAGAGAGAUGCAGUACUUUGGGAUUAAGCAGUAAAUAAAUAACUACAAAACCUCAUAACGAGCACUCCGCUUACCUCGAACCAGUAUCUUUCAAGACUGUUGUGCUUCCUGGUUUGUUCACCUCCACGUUUUUUUUUUCUGGUGUUUUUCGUUCAUCUCGCUGCUUGUCUCUCGGCUUUAUUGGCGUCACGGUUGUUGUCGUGUCCUCCCAACGUUUCCUUUUGGAGAAAUGACGACGUUUAUUGGCUUUUUUCGCUACCCUCACAGAUGUUGGAUACUCUGAAAGGAACUAGUCUGUUUAUUGACUGUUAGGAAUUUUGUCUUUGUGUGGUAUUGAUUGUUUAUCCCACCCUGAAAGAGAGAUUCGAACAGCCUCACUCAUGGGGCUGCUUUAUUUUUUUAUUGGUAUUUUUUCCACUUUUACUAUGGGGAAAAAAUAAUAAUAAUCGUCACCCAUCAUUUAAGUUGCAAGAAUUUUUUUCUGCAUGCUUUGAAUUGGAAAAGGUAGCACCAUCAUGUGGACAAAUAUAAAAUAUCCUAACUUCAAUAAUUGCAUGAUUUUUGACCGACCGCAUUAAAUGGAAAUUUUAGAUUUUUUUUCACGUUUGAAGCUAAUUUUUUGAAGCUUUUUAUGAUUUUUUUUCCCACAUUUUUUUUUACAAUAUUUUAUUUUCUAUUUUAGAAUUUAUUAUUAUUACUUUAAAGCUAAAGUAUCCUCAACUUUCACCUAUUUUUAUUCAACACAUCUAAAAUAAUUAAAAAAAAAUAGUAAAAACAUACAUAAAAUGUCCAAAUGGGGGUGCAAUACUUGGCUUUGACCAGCAGAGGCGCUGUUGAGUCGGUUUCAACUUGUUUGUGUUGCGUAAAAAUGAGUAGCCCGGUGAACAACCACGUACAAGUAGCAUGUAAAGAUUUAGUUGUUAAUACUUAUUGGACAAAAUGAAAAAAAAUAAUAAUAAUCGUCACCCAUCAUUUCAGUUGCAAGAAAAUUUUUCUGCAUGCUUUGAAUGGGAAAAGGUAGCACCAUCAUGUGGACAAAUAUAAUAUAAAAUAACCUAACUUUGAUAAUUUCAUAAUAGCAUUAAAUGGCAAUUUUAGAUUUUUUUUUCACGUUUGAAGCAAAUUUUUUUUAAGCUUUUUAUGAUUUUUUUCCCACAUUUUUUACAAUAAUCGGUUUCAACUUGUUUGUGUUGGGUAAAGAUGAGUAGCCCGGUGAACAACCACGUAGAAGUAGCAUGUAAAGACUUAGUUAUUAAUACUUAUUGGACAAAAUGUGUCUAUCGGGAAAAUGAACAAGUCAUAAAUGUAUUAUAAUAAUUAUUCAUUCAUUCAUUUUCUACCGCUUUUUCCUCACGAGGGUCGCGGGGGGUGCUGAAGCCUAUCCCAGAUUAUAAUAAUUAGACUAAUUAAUUUUUUUUAAAUAAUUCAAAUAUUAAUUAUAAUAUUAAACUAAAAUUAUUUUCUCAUUUAAUUUUUUUGCGGUAGAAAAUGAGGGUCGCGGGGGUGCUGGAGCCUAUUAAUUAUAUUAAUUAAAAUUCUUUUUUUUAAAUAUUAAUUAUAAUAUUACAUUAAAAUUAUUUUCUCAUUUAUUUUUUUGCGGUAGAAAAUGAAUUAAUGAAUAAACAUAAUCAAGCAGCCCCCCCUACUGGUGACAGUCAAGUAGUGCACUCCAUUCUUUACUCUUUCUGCGUCAACAAUCAAUCCCACGCAUUUGACAAAAUUCUUAAUGAUGUUUUUGCACUAUUCCAAAAUCCUAUAUUAAAAAAAUAAGUGGAACUAAAACCCAAUUUGUGGCCAUUUAAAGCCACAAUAAUAAUAAUAAUAAUAAUAACGAGGUCCUAAACGAGAUUGCAGAGAUGCAGCGACUGAUCUAUAUUUACAUCCGAGUGAUGACUCAUUGACUCACGCUGCAAUAUCAGCUGUGAAUCAGCACUAUUUUCUCACAGGAAGGACGCGUUUGCUUGCUUUUUUUUUUACGUCAGCAGCCGAGUCACAAUAUUCCACUGUGGGGGGGCCACCCCCCCAUCUCUGACCCCCACCCCUCAGUAAGUGUUGUAUGUGUGCAAUGCAUUUCAUCAAAUGUGUUUACACGACAUGUAGACCUACACACUUGAACAGGUGAAGUUGUGGCAUGGCAUGGAGAUCCUUGUGUCACACAAUGGUACAUAUAUAAAUAUGAUAUAUACAUGUAUAGAGAAAUACUGUACAUUAUACAUACACACGUAGAGCUAAGAUUGUUUGUUGUACACUCACAGCAUGAGGUAUAUACAGUAUUUACCCCCAGAAAUGGCGCUGCUGCUUCUUCUUCUUCUUCUUCUUCUUCUUCUUCACAACCCGUGCAGUACUGGCUUGGCCUGUGUAACCCUUGUAGCGCCAGUCCACCUCCUCCUUCUUCUUCUUCUUCUUCUUUCUGUGUUCCAAGUGCCAAUAACUUUGUGAAAGCCCUGUAACUGUGACCCGACAUUAUCAAAAGGUAAUUGCACAUUAACACCUGUAAAAUACAUACAAAAUAUGAAUAAUAAAAACAAUGUGUCCAAAUGGAUUCAAUGAUGAAUAUCUUAAUAAAAACAUUUGUAACAAUUUUGUCUCGUCGGUUUGGUUUAUUGCCAAUGCAGGCACUAUUUUUUUUUUUGCUUUUGUUUGACAAUUAUGGAUUAAUUUUUAUCAUAUUUGUGGUGUUAAUCUGAUUUUUUUUUUACUGUAGGAAACGUUAUUACAUUGUAUUGUAUUGUCAAUUGUAUUUUACAAGUCAGUUCCGCCCCCUUUUGGCUCGUGUUAGCAUUGCAGGUACUUAUUGACAAUGCAGGCACUAUUUUUUGGCUUUUGCUUGACAAUUAUGGAUUAAUUUUUUUAUCAUAUUUGUGGUGUUAAUCUGAUUUUUUUUUUUGCUUUAGGAAACGUUAUUACAUUGU
Messenger RNA from Doryrhamphus excisus (bluestripe pipefish), 7866 nucleotides. It is a transcript of the gene nacc1a, whose product is annotated as nucleus accumbens associated 1, BEN and BTB (POZ) domain containing a. Gene Ontology annotation, biological process: regulation of transcription by RNA polymerase II. Gene Ontology annotation, molecular function: RNA polymerase II cis-regulatory region sequence-specific DNA binding; DNA-binding transcription factor activity, RNA polymerase II-specific; protein binding. NCBI's taxonomy places the organism in Eukaryota, Metazoa, Chordata, Actinopteri, Syngnathiformes, Syngnathidae. The record is from RefSeq and is a predicted model, not a curated record.